UUCAGCUGAAGCAGAGCCUCAGUAGUUUUCCUGCGUUCCUGACGGAAGCAUAGCUUAUUUCUUGAUACUUAUUGCAUUAAAAAUUGCAUCGUUGUUUGCCGUCGAGUACUGUCGAAUAAGUGUGCGACUUUUUGUGAUAAAAUGAAGAAAAUAGACACUCCCGAACUACGUGUCAUUGGACGGUCAAUCGCUCUUUGCAAGUAUAACACGGUGGCGAUCAAUUGUAGUGAUCAUGACUCAGAAUCGUUUGUUAUCGGUAAGAAGCCGCUGGAACCUGGCCAAGUAUUUGUCAUAAAGAUAAAGAGGACAAAUAAUAAAGAUUUCAACGAACAACCAAUUCGAUUUUCUCUGGUUAAUCAUUGUAAGAGUCCACAAACUCUGGACGUGGGUGAUUACGAAAAGUUACCCUUAAGUAAAAUUGAAACGUUUGACACAUAUGCUACAUUAUUAAGACCGACUCGUCUUUUCAGAGGAGAGGAUUACGACUUACAUAAGGAAUUCAAAACAUAUAAAAAUACUAUGCAGACACGUUACAGUAGUGUUCUAUUUAAUAUUUUGGAACAGCUCGAUAUCUUGCUCUGCAAUGCUGGCAAGGAUUUGGACAAGAUAUCUAAAGAUUACAUAGGUAUAUUUUACUUUCAUAAACCUGGCAGUCGUAUUUACCAUAUGUAUACAUUAUCUAGAAGAGGUUGCUUUGUAAAGCAUUUCUACUUACCGAAAAAGACAAUAUACGUGUUGAUGGAAAUGAACAAAUGCGUAAGCCAAAUUCAUACGAUUUCAUUGUAUGAUGCCCCACUCUCUCAGGACUCCUGCUGCAAAGAUUUUAAGCGUAUAUGGUGCAAAUUAAUGAAAUGGAUAAUGAAGUUUUUAAAGAAGUUAUUCGCCCAAAAUCACGAUGGGAACAGUAGCAAUUCACUCUUGUCACAAAUAUACGCAGGAAUAACUGGUUUUCUUGGGACAAAUGUGGAAAAAGAGAAGAAAAUGUAAAAUGUGUGUGCAACAAAAAUACGAAA
Odontomachus brunneus is the source of this 1013-nucleotide messenger RNA. RefSeq lists its product as uncharacterized. Bases 142 to 987 code for a protein of 281 amino acids. NCBI's taxonomy places the organism in Eukaryota, Metazoa, Arthropoda, Insecta, Hymenoptera, Formicidae. The transcript has 4 exons. The record is from RefSeq and is a predicted model, not a curated record.